Aegilops tauschii subsp. strangulata is the source of this 561-nucleotide messenger RNA. RefSeq lists its product as uncharacterized. The record is from RefSeq and is a predicted model, not a curated record. NCBI's taxonomy places the organism in Eukaryota, Viridiplantae, Streptophyta, Magnoliopsida, Poales, Poaceae.
AUGCCAUUCCCGCAUCCAGCAGCCCACAGCCCAGCGCCACCGCCGUCGCAUCCAUGGCCGUCGGGGGGAUCUUCAAAGGAUGACUCCGCGUCUCAAGGUGGGAUCAUCGCUGGCCUCGUCAUCGGCUUCGUGGCCUCCUUGCUCCUCUUCACCGUGGCGUGGAGCGUCUUCAAGGGGCACCGCAACAGCCGCGCUCGCGCCCGCGCCGCGGCCGCGGCCGCCGCUCGGCCGUGGCCACCGCCGGAACCUUACCGCCCACGCAGCGACGAAGAUCGGCAUCGCCGAAGCGCCAGCGACCCCAGCCAGACGGCCCGUCUGCCGGCGUUCACGUACAGCCCGUCCGUGAAGCACAACGUGGCGGGCGGCGGCGAGGAGGCGGCGACGUGCUCGGUGUGUCUCGGCGCGUUCCUGCUCGGUGAGACGGUCCGGCUGCUGCCGGUGUGCCUGCACCUCUACCACGUCGGGUGCAUCGACCCCUGGCUGGACGCGCACUCGACGUGCCCGCUCUGCCGCUCCGACACCGACCCGACGAUCGACGCCGUCCGGAUACUGCCUGUUUAG